GAGGCGCAAAAAGUAGAAGCCGUGCAUUUUACAGCCCUGCUAAGGGGAGGCAGACAGGACGCGAGCUGCCCAGAGCUCUUCCGAGGCUUGAGUCUCUCUACCUUUGCACAGCUCUCACGACAUCGUCGGAGCAUUUCAGCAUGCCAGCCCAGGAGAUCAGAGACACUCAGCCCAGCCGAAAACAAGUGACAGAGAACAAUUAGAGAGGGGGCUCAGUUCUCAAAAGUGAGCCCGCUCCUUGAUCUGCAAAGCGGAAGCAGCUGCUGGUGCUGCUGCGAGAGCAAGAAAAAGGUGAAAUUCACCAAGAAAGAACUCGUCUCUGUUCCCGUCUAUUGAAUCCCAGCCAUGGCAUCUGUCUUGGGGAACAACAGAGGGUCUGGAGGGCUAAGUAGUCAACUCAAAUGUAAGUCCAAGAGGAGGAGGAGAAGAAGAUCAAAGAGAAAAGAAAAAGUAAGCAUAUUGUCAACCUUCAUCGUUCCCUUCAAGUACCUAAGCCCCGGUGCCACAAAUAUGGAAGAUGAAGACAAUUUAAGUACCAACAGUGCAGAAGUGAAGGAAAAUCGCAACGUGGGCAACUUGGAGGCGAAGCCACUGCCAUCCAGUGACCACCCAAGAGGAGGUACAUCUAGCAUCAAGAGGAAAAGACCCUUAGAGGAAGGGAACAGUGGCCAUUUCUGCAAACUCCAACUCAUCUGGAAAAAACUCUCAUGGUCGGUGACACCAAAGAACGCCCUGGUCCAACUCCACGAACUGAAACCAGGUUUACAGUAUAAAAUGGUUUCUCAGACAGGACCGGUCCACGCUCCUGUCUUUGCUGUAGCUGUCGAAGUUAAUGGAUUUACCUUUGAAGGCACAGGACCCACAAAAAAGAAAGCCAAGAUGAGGGCAGCAGAGUUAGCCCUGAAGUCUUUUGUCCAGUUUCCCAAUGCAUGCCAAGCACACUUUGCCAUGGGGAAUGGCAUCAGCCCAUCGACAGACUUUACCUCUGACCAGGCUGAUUUCCCAGAUACUCUAUUCAAAGAGUUUGAACCGUCCCCUCCAAGUGAUAACUUUUCCAGCUGCCAUCCCGUUAACACUGAAUUGCUCUCAACAGCUUACCGACAGGGGAGGUUACUCUAUCACAGGUUGGACUUGAUGGGCCAUGCAAAGCCCAAGUCCAAGUCGGCCUUCCAGGGGGAGAGGGAAAAGAACCCAGUGGUGGUGCUGAAUGAACUGCGCUCAGGGCUGAGAUACAUCUGCCUUUCCGAGACAGUGGAGAAGCAGCAUGCCAAGAGCUUUGUGAUGGCAGUGAGAGUGGAUGGGAGGACAUUUGAAGGCUCAGGACGUAGCAAGAAGCUGGCCAAGGGCCAAGCAGCCCAGGCUGCUCUUCAGGCCCUCUUUAACAUUCGGCUGCCCAGCCACAUUCCCAGCAGGAGUAAAUGUAACCCUUUGCCACAGGAGUUUGCUGAUUCAGUGUACCAGCUGGUCACACAGAAGUUUCAAGAAUUGACAGACAACCUGACUUCCAUGCAUGCCCGCCACAAAUCUCUGGCAGGAAUUGUCAUGACCAAAGGCUUGGAUGUUAGGCAUGCUCAGGUAAUUGCACUGUCAUCCGGUACCAAGUGCAUAAAUGGAGAAUACAUCAAUGACCAGGGACUCGUGGUCAAUGACUGCCACGCUGAGAUUGUGGCGAGGAGAGCAUUUGUUUACUUCCUCUACUCACAGCUGGAGCUGCACCUCAGCAAACAGCGAGAGGACUCGGAACGAUCCAUCUUCAUGCAGUUGAAAGAGGGAGGAUAUCGGCUGAAAGAGAACAUCCUAUUUCAUCUGUAUGUGAACACCUCUCCCUGCGGAGACGCGCGCCUCAACUCUCCCUAUGAAAUCACAACUGACUUAAACAGCAGCCGGCACAUCGUCAGGAAGUUCCGAGGACACCUACGAACAAAAAUAGAAUCAGGGGAAGGGACCAUCCCUGUCCGGUGUCACAACGCUGUUCAAACAUGGGAUGGCGUAUUGCUAGGCGAACAGCUUGUCACCAUGUCAUGCACAGACAAGAUUGCCAGAUGGAACAUUCUUGGGUUGCAAGGAGCUCUCCUCAGUCACUUCAUUGAGCCCAUCUACUUACACAGCAUUGUAGUGGGUAGUCUACAUCACACUGGUCACCUUUCCAGGGUAAUGAGUCACAGAAUAGAAGACAUUGGUCAGCUGCCAACUUCAUACCGGCAUAACCGGCCGCUCCUCAGUGGAGUGAGUAAUGCUGAGCUGCGCCAGCCAGGAAAAUCUCCCCAAUUCAGCGUAAACUGGAUUAUGGGUAAUGCAGACCUAGAGGUUAUUAAUGCCACUACGGGGAAGAGAAAUUGUGGAAGCUCAUCCAGGCUCUGCAAACAUGUGCUCUCUGCCCGAUGGGCAAAACUUUAUGGAAAGCUGAGCACACGGAUACCAAGCCAUGGAGAUGCGCCAUCAGUGUACUGCGAGGCCAAGCUGGUGGCCCAGACUUACCAGUCUGUUAAACAGCAGCUGUUUAAAGCAUUUCAGAAAGCAGGUCUGGGCACCUGGGUGAGGAAACCCCCAGAGCAAGACCAAUUUCUACUAACUGUAUAAAUCAUUAGACUCCUUUGCUACUCAACCAGAUUGAAACAAGUGGAGAAAGCCAGGGCAGGACAAGUGAGCUAAACAAAGGGAUUGUGCUGAUCAGUUUUCCCUUUUAGGUCCCAGAAAGACAUACAAGCAAAGUGUAUUGUAUUGGAAUGAGGCACAAAAAUAUGGCUUUGGAAACCAUCGCUUCUCAUUGCCAACACCCUACCAUGGUUGUGAAUGCCAAGACUCCUGUCUGGCAUAUGUAACAGUGCCACUGAGUGAUGCCAUGUUCCUUCCAUUUCUUCCCCAGGAUAUGAUGCUGAGUGUGAUUCCUACUUAAGAUUCUGGGGUAAUAGUCAUGGUUUAAAAAAAAAAAAGAGGUACCAAACUAACCCCAGCUCAAAAUGAACUCAGGUACCACCAACAUCCCCAGCUUUCCAAAUAAGCCAAAAGUGGAGAAGAAAUCCCCUUUCUAGCUAGUGCCCCCUCUAUAAGGGUGAGAUACACAAGACUAAAAGCAAAUUUCCCCAUUAUAGUGCACAAACUCUUCUUGGAUCCUCUUUCAUGACAUGAUUUUGAGUGUCUUGUAAAGGUCAAUCUAGCAUAUAACUUCAUCUCUAUUUGGCCUGCUCAAACACCUGAAAUUCUACCUUUAGAGAGUCACAGCAUUAGAUGGAUGCAUCUUCAUGAGGUUUGCACUAAAAUAAAGAUCCCCCUGAAAGGAGUAACAUAUUGAUCUAAUACCUAUUAACACCCUCACUGUGAUUAGUUUGUCAGACAACUAGCAGUCACCUUAUAAAAGGCAGAGCUGGGACCCGAGAGAACUAGAGAAAAGAUGGGCAAAUGUUAAGUAUUGAAGGAAGGUUCAGAAAAGACCGAGAGCUUGGGAUAUUGUCUUUUGGAGCAUGACUUCUUAAGGCAUUUCAAGAUGGAACAAUUUGGUAUGGAGGCUCUGUGCCUGGCAGAGGCAUGGGUCAUUGGGUCAUAGACUGCUGCUUACAUUACUAACACCUAAGGUUUACUCUAUGGAUAAAAUGUCUCAGUUCUACUGUUAAUUCAACUGAGUGACAUUGGGUGAGACAUUUUCCUUCUCUGGGUUCUCAGUUGCCUGGAAUCAAUAAAAUGAGAAACUAGAUGAUCUUUGAGGUCCCUUCAGUCCAAGGGGUACCACGAGGGCAACAAACACUUCAAGAAAGGAGGGACACUGAAAGGAGAGAGAGGGGAAGUCCUAAAAUGGCAGUUUCACAAGAAACUGCCCAUUUCACAAUUUUCUACGUGGUUGACCCUGGACCCCAGUUCAUUCAGUCAACCAUCACUUAUACCAAGCACCUCCUAUAUACCAAGGCCAAUGAUGGUUGCUGGAAAUGCAAAAUCAAAAGUAAAGUGGUGUCUAUCUUCAAGAAACAUCCCUUGGGAGAAAACAUGUCCAAUAGAGAAGUGAACAUAAAACAUACGCAGAGUAAAAAACAAAGUAAUGGGAAUGAGGGGCUAGUACCUGGGGCAUUAGGAUAAGCCUCAAGAUAGGGGAAAAUGGAGAAUAGCAAAAGUAACCAAAAUUGGCAUUACAUACUACAGUAAGUCUCUCAUCAUACAGAACUGCCCCAAACCCAACAAGAGAUCACCCAAUCCCUGAGUCCCAAUGUUUUCCUGAGAGGUUAGAGAUGCAGCUAUAUCCAUUCACUUAAUAAACAUUAACAAAGUACCUACUCUUUGCCAGGCACUAGGCAUUAAGGGGCUACAAAGGUGAGUAAGAAAUGGUCUCUGCCCUCAGGGAGCUUAUAAUCUAGUAGGAAAGAUAACCUGUGUAUGCAAAAACUGUAAGACAUGAUAAGAUUUAGCAAUGCAGUGAGAGGUAUAGAAUGUAAAUGGAAUUAAGAGGAGUGAAUGAUCCCUUCUGGAUGGGAAGGUUUCAUGGAGAAGUUUGGAUUUCAGUUGUAUCUGAAGGCACUAACGUCCCAUAGUCUCAGGGCCACAGGGUUAGAUCAUUGUAUCCCAGGGUCAUAGGUAAUUGCCUACAUUGCCAAUGCCUACGACUCUCUAUUUGUCUCCAAAGUCCUAUAUGUACCACAAACUCACUAUGUGACCUUGACAAAGUGACUUCAUCUCUCUAAGUCUCAGUUUUCUCAUCUGCAAAAUGCGAAAGUUGGGCUAGAUGACCUCUGAAGUCCCUUCCAGGUCAUAGUCCAUGAUUCUAAGUAGCUUAGAGACUCAAGAGACUUCAGGCCAGUACAACAAGACAAGGUCUACAUGGCACAAAAGGAUACGAAGGAUUAGGUGGUAAAUUCAGGUAGUAUAGAUAAGUCACCGAGAAUAAUUCCAUCCCCUCUGGCCUUCCUCCCAGCCCCCCAAAUUUGUAGCUUUAAAGAACAGAGUAGAUAGCUCUGAGAAUGAGAAAGCAAAAUUAAUUGCAUCAGAUUUUGAAUAAUUCAUGUCCCCAUUAUGGAAAGGGAAACAAAACAAAAGUUUGGGAGUGGGACAAUAAAGUCAAAAUGUCUGCAUCACCCAGACUGCCUUUUCAUCACCUGAAUUCACCACCCAAUUCCAUAUCUCUUUGUGCUAAGCAUGCCCUGCCAAUACCAAUGACUCCAAGUUACAUGUUUUUGAGGAACAUGGAAAAGAAAGGUCUUGGUUUCUAGGGCAGAUGCAUUCUUCCUCAGAUCUAUGUGACCUGUUGCUGAAGUCUCCAUAGUAUACUAACAUCUUCCACCCCAUAACAUGCAUUGCUUUCUUGUCACCAAGGAAAACAUCCCCCACACACUGUUCUUUGCCAGGUCCAAAAGUCACAAAGCCAGAGGGAUCCCUUGUUAACCAUCACUUGUUAACUGUAGCUGAACUCAAAUGACAAAAUGGCACCCCUCCUCUAAGCUUUGUUCGUCCACCCCCAGAACCAUUCUUCAUGUCCAAUGUAUAUUAUCAAGUCUUUUGGUUUCAGUGUUUCCUUUCCCCUCCCCCCAUCAAAAGGAUUUCGAUAUCUCAAACCUCUGUUUCCUUUUUGAUUGCUUCUCUCCCAAUCUGUAUAUAAUCAUAUAUAUGUCAUGCUGCUACUGAUUUGUGACGAAUGUCUUCUUGUUCCCCCAAAAUGUUACUUUUCAAACACAUAGCUCAUGGGUUUUUUCCAUACAAUUUGCUUUUUAUGAGGAAAUGUUCUUAUCAAUAAAGUUAAAUUCUUUUUAAAAAUAUAUAUUAUAUAUAUAGCAUUUACCAUGUCUGGAGAGCCAUAUGGAGUAAAGACAUAGUAUACUGAUGCCCAGAAUAGAAUAGUUACAGUAUUUUGAUGAGCUCCUAUUUUUAGAUUACAAAUUUCAAGCUGUGUCUAUAGUAUUUGUUUUCUAAGAAAAAUAAUUAAAGUUGUUCAAAUUUUAUUGUAAUAAAGAAAAGUAGAUGUUUUUAAUUUAGGGUAACAGAGAUUCCCCUCGAAGAAAUCUUGCCAAUGACACAUCCCGUCUGAACUGUCCAAAAUACAAAAAUAACACUUGCUAACCAAAACUAAUGAGAAGUUAGGAAAAGUCCUGGGGCAGGGGCGGGGGUUGGAGGGAGACAUCCAAUUGCUGUGACCAUCUCCUCCUUUGGGUUCACCUUAUGUACCUUUGGCGAGGUCUCUACCUUGCCUCUCCGAUAGGAUCCAAUGUCUACAUCCCAGCUUACUACUCAGGAUAAUCUAUUGGUCAAUAUAUUUCUUCAGGGAAUCCCUAAGACAGGAGCACGACACUCUAUAGGAAAAAUAACAUUAGGAGCAGAGAGAGACACCCCCCCAAAGUUCCUCUGGGAAAUUUCUACCCCUUGUAUCCCUUCUCUUUUUCUCUCUUUAUCCUUUUGGUCCAUGACACAACUUAAUGGAAAGAAUGCUGCAUCUGGCGUCUGAAGACAGGAGCUUUUAGUCCCAGCUCUGCUAAUUUACUAGAUGUGUGACCAGAAUCCUUCUGAUGCUUAGUUUACUCAUCUGUAAAAUAGGACAAUAAAAGUGUACUACCUACCUCACAGGGUUGUUGUGAGGAUCAAACGAGAUAAUUUAAACUGUAAAGCACCAUAUCAAUGUUCCCUUCUAUUUCUUUAUUCUCAUUUCUUUCCCUUCCCCCAUCCAUGAACUCUUUUUCCCACCUAUAAUUCCUGACAGGUAUACCCACAGGUGUUUAUGAAUUCAGGACUAAAGAGAAUUCUGCCCCUGGUCCUGUGUACCUAACCAGCCUAAAAAGUUAAGGUUAACUGGUUCUGACUGAUUGGAAGACUCUUGUUUGCAAUGGGACCUUUGCAAGGAAAUGCAGACUGCAAGUAUGAGAUUGGGUAUCAAGUACAACAUCUUAAGACAACUCUUUAUUUUAAAGUAUGGCAUACUGAACGAUCCUUCCUCUAAUAAAAAGACUUGAUGACAAUCCCAAUUCCCUCACCUCAUCUCACAUAGGCAGUAGGUCUCUAAUGUUCCUUAGAAUAAGCAGCCACUCCAAACCCAGGCAACCACAUCCCAGCAGUUAACUGUAAACAUUCAACGUUUUCUGAAGCAAAAGGACCUCACCCAAUAGAAAUUCUUAAAUGAAGGUAUGUACAUAAAAGCAUGGCUGAAUGGCAAUACUGUACCAAUGGGUGUACAUUUGUAAUAUUUGUAAAAAAAAAAAAAAA
Molecule: messenger RNA, 7170 nt
Organism: Phascolarctos cinereus (koala)
Lineage: Eukaryota; Metazoa; Chordata; Mammalia; Diprotodontia; Phascolarctidae
Source: RefSeq, a predicted model, not a curated record